Vigna unguiculata (cowpea) is the source of this 874-nucleotide messenger RNA. RefSeq lists its product as uncharacterized. Gene Ontology annotation, cellular component: chloroplast. The record is from RefSeq and is a predicted model, not a curated record. NCBI's taxonomy places the organism in Eukaryota, Viridiplantae, Streptophyta, Magnoliopsida, Fabales, Fabaceae.
UCCAACUACCUCCUUACACUUUCUCAACCAUCCAAACCUCGUUUUCUCUCUAUAUAAACACGUCAGGUUUCUCAUCUCCUUCCAUUACUAUCUCUGUUAGGGUUUUCUUCUUAUUCCCAUUGCUAUCUCCGUCGCUUCAACAAUGAGCACAGACACCGAGGAACCCAAACAGUCUCCACCAAAUCUCUUCUCUUUGAUUCCUAAAAUCCAUUUUCAGUUUCCUUUUCUUCCGCACCUGUUGCAACCUCAACCUACACCUUCACCUCCAUCUCCACAAUCCAACUCUCAGGAUGAACCUCCCAAACUCACGCGCAACGUUGUUACUUUCCCCAAAACCCAAGCUACUGUGGUUUCUACCACUCCUCUGCAGGCUGAAAUCGACGCCGCCAACUCUCCCGCCGCCAGGACGACCAAUCCGUUUUUACUCUGGCAGCUUAGAUAAACUCACUUAGAUAUUUCCCAGAAGACUGACAGGCAGCCAAAAAGUGUUGGAAUAAGAGGCCAUCGGUUUCUAAGUCUAGAGAGAUGUAGCAUGUACCCCAUGGGAAAGGGUUAUCGGGUUAGACUUAUCAGAUUGAGACCUUUCCCUUUGACAGUGUGGUGUUAUGGUGAAGUUUGAAAGAAAGAAGUCUCUGCAAAUGGUUUGACGACAGUUUUCCCUGCUCCCUCAAGCCAGAAUUGCUCAAGUGGCAUUCUCUACGCGUCUUGUCUAUUUUGUUAGCUCUUUUUUUUCUCAUUUUCUUAUAUUAUUCUUAUACUUCUCAUUCCUGAGGUUUGUUGAAUCUGAAUAUGAUUCUGGAAGAGUUUGUGUAAUGUUGUAUUUGUUGAGUAUGAUGUUAAGUCCAUUUGCGUUUUCUGACAAGUUUAGUUGAUU